Messenger RNA from Truncatella angustata, 1953 nucleotides. RefSeq lists its product as uncharacterized. The coding region runs from base 150 to 1685 and encodes 511 amino acids. The transcript has a single exon. The record is from RefSeq and is a predicted model, not a curated record. NCBI's taxonomy places the organism in Eukaryota, Fungi, Ascomycota, Sordariomycetes, Amphisphaeriales, Sporocadaceae.
CAUCCCCAGCGAGGGCACGUCUCGGAAUAGUAGUUCAUCCAUCUCGAGAAAUUUGUUCUAGCAAGCAGCGAGCAGCUGCGUGCGCGGACUUCAAAGCAGCCGCCCUGUAUUUGCGCUGGUGCUACUCAGAUGCGCCGAAGGUCGCUAGCAUGGAUCAAUUGCCUCAAGAAUUGAUUGAAUUGAUCGUCGAGUUCUUGUCCCCUGACGCUAGCUUGCCUGACGAGGACGAGGACGGUUGGAGUCCUUACAGCGAUUCCAGGAAGCCGGAGAGCUCGCUAUUGCCAUACGCAACCAUCUCGAGAGCCUGGCAAGCCGCAAUUGAGCGUCAGACAUUUCGUAGUCUCAAACUCAACAGCGAUGAGUAUCCUAUGCUCAAAAAUACGCUCGGGCCUCAUCGAUACAGAUGUCUUCAGAGGCUUGUGCUUACCAUCAUCUUGCCGUCAUAUGAUUCCGUCAGCGCAACCAAGGUUGAGACACAGCAAGACAAAGAUGCCAAUGACCAUGCCUACAGCCGAGCGGUACACGACAUAUUUGAUAUUCUGCGGUCUUUAGAAGUAGUUGACGGCAAAAGUCGCAGCCUUGAAUUCUACAUCAACCACCCGGUAUCACGUAGCGAUGUUCAGUACUUUAUGGGCAGAGGAACGAAAGGCUCCGACGGCCAGAUCUAUGAAGGCCGAUAUUUUCACUCGUACAUCGACCUUUAUAACAUACACAGACUGCCAAAGCUACGGGAUGUCACCAAGUUUGUCAUGAAAAUGCCCAAAACCCAGCUUGGGCAUCGAAUGUUGUAUCCUAGAGUGCCAUUUCAGAUCGCGUCAAAAAUGCCAAACCUCGAGGCACUAAGCGUCGAUGCCAACGACAACGAGAGGCUCUACGUUGAUCGUCGUCUCAAGUAUCGCCAAGAUCUGGCCGAACACCUGCAGAAGCUGUCGUUGCCAAAACUGAGGAAGGCAGAUUUGCAUUUUCUGUACACCUCGCCACAAGAUCACUACUAUAUGCCACCGAUGAUCAACCCUACUGCCGACUUUGACUUGUUGAGCUCUGUUUGCCAGUCGUUUUCUCAGGGCCUUGAGGAGCUUGACCUGAACGGCGUGCUAGAUGUUACUCUGCUGCGGCCAUUGGAAGGGUUCAAGACCGCCUUGUGGCCAAGAUUGGAGCAGUUGGAUAUCCAUUUCCACCAAGUCCGUCCAGCUGGGGGGUGGUACUUCACCGGAGACCCGCCAUCCUGGAUGCCCGGUCCAACGCCAGCAACUGAGGCUAUUGUCGAUAACCCGAACGAGGAAUUCGACUUCGGCCAAGAAAUGGGUCUAAUUGGUAUGCAGCAGACACGCUAUUUUCGUACUACACCAGACAACGAUGCCAUCACACCUCUGGUCGAGGCUUUCGCAGAUGCUGUGGCGGUGAUGCCCAAGAUACGGAAUGCCAUGCUACAUAGUACCCUCGGAGAAGGCAACGUGACUCCAGAAUGGUUCGUCAUUGCGUACGUGGCACCUUGUCGCAAACCUGCCGCGUGCCAAGGAGCGUGCUACCGAUUACCAGAAAGAAUGUUGGUGACAGAUCUUCAAGGUUGGGUCCCGGCGGAUCGAGUAACGAAUAAGCUGCGUAAUAUGGGAAGCAAGUAUUAUGAUGUUGAUAUCACGGAAGAAAGUAUGGACAAGUUUCUAUCCAGAAAUGGUCGAACUUGACCUGAACGGGUCAUUGCUCAAACUUGCUAACAGAGAUCCCUCGAAAAACUCGCGAUCUACUCAGAAGAGAUGCUUCAAGCCCUCUAUUGUUCCACGAAAACCAACGACCUCAUCACGGGCGAUCCCUAGAUCUUCCGGACUAAUGUGCUCGUCGGUUUCGACCCAAGGAUCGCAUCGCUCCCCGAACUUGAACUGCAGAGCAAGCUCAUUACCCGCAGGGCCCCAAAUCUUGGUCCAAUCCUCGAGAGUACACUCAAUGUAGCGUGCC